Messenger RNA from Dacryopinax primogenitus, 680 nucleotides. RefSeq names its product 3-hydroxyanthranilic acid dioxygenase. Gene Ontology annotation, cellular component: cytoplasm. The record is from RefSeq and is a predicted model, not a curated record. The coding region runs from base 6 to 524 and encodes 172 amino acids. Gene Ontology annotation, molecular function: iron ion binding; 3-hydroxyanthranilate 3,4-dioxygenase activity. The transcript has 3 exons. Gene Ontology annotation, biological process: quinolinate metabolic process; 'de novo' NAD+ biosynthetic process from L-tryptophan. NCBI's taxonomy places the organism in Eukaryota, Fungi, Basidiomycota, Dacrymycetes, Dacrymycetales, Dacrymycetaceae.
CGACCAUGAUCCCCCCACCGCUCAACCUCCCCAAAUGGCUCGCAGAGAACAGCGACAAGCUCGCGCCUCCUGUUAACAACUUCUGUCUCUAUGAUGGCGGGGACUUCAUCGUCAUGGCCGUCGGAGGACCUAAUGAGAGGAACGACUAUCACGUGAACGAGACUGAGGAAUGGUUCUAUCAACACAGAGGGGAUAUGCUCCUCCGUAUCCUGGACGGUGACGAGUUCAGGGACGUGAACAUAAGGGAGGGGGAGAUGUUCCUUCUCCCGGGGAAUACGCCGCACAACCCGGUACGGUUUGAGAACACAGUCGGGAUCGUGAUUGAGCGCAAGAGGCCGGAGGGAAGUACAGACAGGCUCCGUUGGUACUGCCGUUCCCAAACCCACUCCACCCCGCACAUCAUAAGAGAAGAACGCUUCCACUGUACAGACCUGGGCACGCAGCUUAAGCCGCUGAUCAGGAACUGGAUGGAGGACGAGAGUCUGAGGAAAUGCGAGUGUGGGUGGGUGGCCCCGGCGAAAUGAGCGGUGGGGGACCUGUGUGCAAGGAGCUGCGGGAGGGGGGAGGCGAGGGAGGCUUCAGCUGGGUUCGAGGGGUUGAAGGGCUAAAGCACUGAGUAUCGUUAUACUAAGUACGUCGUACUCCACUGUACACUCCCCAACAAGUAAGAAAUAAGGAAU